AUGACGACGGCCACGGCGAAGAAACGGGUGACCCUCGAUCAACUUGAAUUUUGCGUAAAACGGAUCCGAGUGGUCGAGGAGGGGAUGUGGGAUGAUUUAAUAUUACCGGCCCCAUGCCCGAAAAAACCUUCAAAAUCUGCAGAAUCGAGCGAUUGUCCUACGAUAAUGGAAACGGAGCCCAUUCAACAAAGACUUUCCAUGUGUUCCCAAAUUUCCUCUGCUUGCUCUUCGGAAGCCGAGGAUGAAGAUAUUGACGAUCUGCAGGACUCAAUUUUAUACGGGGAUGAUUAUGAAAAAGAUGGAAAAGAUGGGGCGGAAGCUGUCGAGCUGUCCGGGCUCGCAAUUGAAGACGCCGAGAUUUACAUCGAAGGAUUAGGCGCGUUGCCAGCCGGUGCCGUCUCCAUCGCCUCC
Mesorhabditis spiculigera is the source of this 411-nucleotide messenger RNA. NCBI's taxonomy places the organism in Eukaryota, Metazoa, Nematoda, Chromadorea, Rhabditida, Rhabditidae. The record is from the annotation of a GenBank genome assembly.